Messenger RNA from Candida tropicalis MYA-3404, 3045 nucleotides. RefSeq lists its product as uncharacterized. Gene Ontology annotation, biological process: clathrin-dependent endocytosis; intracellular protein transport. Gene Ontology annotation, cellular component: membrane coat; AP-2 adaptor complex. Lineage: Eukaryota; Fungi; Ascomycota; Pichiomycetes; Serinales; Debaryomycetaceae. The coding region runs from base 1 to 3045 and encodes 1014 amino acids. The record is from RefSeq and is a predicted model, not a curated record. The transcript has a single exon. Gene Ontology annotation, molecular function: clathrin-cargo adaptor activity.
AUGCAGAAAAGCCAACCAAAGAGCCUGAUGAAAGGGUUGACUCAAUUCAUUGUUGAUCUUCGUAACUCAAAAGAUCAAGACGAAGAAGAUAAAAAAAUCUAUUUGGAAAUCAACAACAUUAGAACAAAAUUUAAAUCAAAUUUGAAUGGGUACCAGAAAAAGAAAUAUGUUUGUAAAUUAGUUUACAUUUAUCUCAUCGGGAAUCAUGAUAUCGUUGAUUUUGGUUUGAAGGAAGCCUUUGAAUUAUUCAGAUCAAAUGUUUAUUCAGAAAAGAAAUUGGGUUAUUUGGCAGUAUCAAUCUUACUUAGUAAUGAAAGUACAACUUCCAAGACGAAAAGAAUUUCAUGUAAGGAUCAUUUGAAUUAUGUAUUAGAGAAAGUCCAACCUGACCUUGUACGUGAUUUACAAAGUGAAAAUGAAGAGUAUAAUUGUUUGGCAAUCGAAUUCAUCGCGUCCUGUUUCAAUGCCGGUGACUCCGAAUCUGUUGUUAUCAAAGAAUCUGAUCCAAAUUCACCAGAAUGGUUAGAGUUGAUAGAUAUGGUUUAUGCAUCAGUCACAUCUCCGAUUUCAAAACCUAUGGUUAAAAGAAAGGGUAGUUUAGCUUUGAAGUCAUUAUUGAGAUUAUACCCCGAGGUCAUUAUAACUAAUAGUAAUUGGGUACCAAGAUUAUUGAAACUCAUCGACGAGAAGGAUUUCGCCAAUGUCAUAUCAUGUAUUCCGUUAUUGCAAUAUGUUUUAACUUUAAACCCACAGUUUGUCAAAUCAAUUGUCCCAGGGGUAUCUAGAAGAUUAAGCCUGAUUGUUAUAGACGGGAUCUGUCCUCCUGUUGACUAUUAUUAUGAUUCACCUGCUCCAUGGUUGAUUGUAAAAUUGUUACAAUUCAUUGAACAAUUGUUUUUAUUAGUUGACAAAAAAGGUUCACAAGUAUUGACACUUUACCAAUUAGAUGAAAACACUAUUAAUGAAUUACGUCAAGUUGUUGCUAAAUCUAUUCAAAAUGCAUCACAGCCAAUUAAAGGAUUACCUAACAGAAACUCACAAAGUUCAAUUUUAUUUCAAGCUGUUUCAUUGGCAGUGUUUUUAGAAGCUUCUCCGGAAGCAAUUCACGGAGCCAUGAAUGCAUUGAUCAUGUUGUUGAGAUCAACAGAAACCAACACCAGAUAUUUAUCAUUGGAUGCAUUGAUUAAACUUACCGCAAGGUCAAAUAGUAACUAUCUUGCAUCAAAGGAUAAGUUUGAAGAAAUUUUGGAAGUGGUAAUGAAGUUAUUGCGCGACAAGGAUAUUUCAGUUCGUCGUAAAGCAUUGGACUUACUUUACACUAUCUGUACAUUUGAAAACUAUCAUGUGAUUAUCAGUCUGUUGUUAGAAUAUUUCCCCUUUGCUGAUUUCCAAUUAAAGUCUGAAUUAGCUAUUAAAAUUGCCGUGAUGGCUGAAAAGUUUGCUACCGAUUCCACAUGGUAUGUCACUACCAUGCUUAAGUUAUUGUCGAUUGGCGGCGGAAGUAAUUCUAAUGGCAUUGGGUUCAUGACGAAUGAAGUCUGGGAAAGAAUUGUACAAAUUGUGGUCAACAAUGAAGAUUUACAGAAAAAGACAUGUAAGAUGUUAAUUAAUUUGUUGAAAAGACCAUUCAAUCCUCAACAAGGAACUACCCAAGGGGCACACCCACCACCAGUUCCUCCACUGCAAUUGUCAGAGAGUUUAGUUAAAGUCGCCUCAUUUGUUUUGGGAGAGUAUUGUGAACAAGUUAAUGAUAUUGAAGACAUGAAUGUGCAUAUACAAUUCCAAUUGUUAUUUGAUUCAUAUUUCAAAGUGUCAUUGUUGACAAGAGCAAUGCUAUUGACUACUUUCUUAAAAUUUCUUGUCAAGUUUCCGGAUGCGUUAUUUGUACCAAAUAUUGUUGAUUUAUUUGAAAUUGAAACACAAUCAAUUGAUUUGGAGAUUCAAACUAGAGCUUACGAAUACUUGAAAUUGGUAACUUUACAAUCAGAUUUUGCGCUUGCAAAGAAUGUAAUUAAGCCAUUUCCUGCAUUUGAAAAUAAAAUUGAAAAUCCUUUGAUGAAUCGUCUUGGAAGUGUCAAUAGAAUUGUGGGUGUCAACAGGUCUAGAUCUGUUGUGAUGGCAAAGAAUAUUAAGAGUAAACCUGAUACAAGUUUGAUCCAUGACAAUGACGAUGAUAACGACGAAGCAGACCACGGUGAUACCACUAUUCAAAGUAAUCCAUUUGGGGAAGGAAACGCAGCUACGUCAAGUCCGAUUUUGAGUCCGAAUUGGUAUGCGGGUUUCCAUAGAAUGCUACAUUUUGAUGCAGGUAUCUUCUAUGAAGAUCAGUUGAUUAAAAUUACGUACAGAAUAAUUAAGAACACGAAUGAGUUAACUUUGAAAUUCACUAUAAUUAACAACGCCCACAAAACCAUCGGUAAGAAGAUAACCGGUUUUACAGUGCUUAAUCUAGAAUCAUUAGCCAACAUUCAGGACCCAAACUACACCUUGCAUAUAAAGAAUAUUCCAGACCCUGUAAUUUUGGAUAAAUCUCAGAUGGAUAUUGAAAUCAAGGUGAGAAAUAUCAUUGAAAACAAUGAAAGUCCUAUUUUGUCCAUGACUUUUAUGUGUGGUGGUUCGUUCAACCAAUUGAAUUUGAAGUUCCCUGUGUUGUUGUUAAAGACUAUAACCCCGACUGCAUUAGCAACCGUAGACGAGUUUGAAAAGAGAUGGCAACAAAUUAGUCAAAUGUUAGGUUUACAAGAGGGCGAGUCUACACAACAUGCUGUUUUGACACAUAGACACAACGCAUCCAAUAUUUCCCGGUUGUUAGCUAGAGUUGGUUUUGCUAUUGUCCAGUCUUCGCCUGACUCCCCUGACACUCCUAUUUUCGUUACAGGGGCCGGUAUUUUGCACACACAAAAGUCCAAUUACGGGGUCUUGGUUAAAGUCAGAGGCACUGAUCAAAUUGGUAAAGAAUUAGAAGUCAUAGUUAGAUGUACUGGUGGUGGGGUAGCAGAAGUUAUCGCGGCUACCUUAAAGGAGAUAUUCACAGGAAAGUUUUGA